Messenger RNA from Truncatella angustata, 1383 nucleotides. Its product is annotated as Glyoxalase/Bleomycin resistance protein/Dihydroxybiphenyl dioxygenase. The record is from RefSeq and is a predicted model, not a curated record. The coding region runs from base 149 to 1231 and encodes 360 amino acids. The transcript has 2 exons. Gene Ontology annotation, cellular component: mitochondrion. Lineage: Eukaryota; Fungi; Ascomycota; Sordariomycetes; Amphisphaeriales; Sporocadaceae. Gene Ontology annotation, biological process: L-methylmalonyl-CoA metabolic process. Gene Ontology annotation, molecular function: methylmalonyl-CoA epimerase activity.
AAUGUAGUUCCUGAAAAUCAUGUAAUCAUGUGAUCAUGUGCCUACGGUAGGAAUAAUAUAGUACUUCUUUUAUGUCAAAUACAAAUAGAGGCCGUUCAAGCAUAUUCUCGACAUUUCUCGUCGAACCGUCAUCAUUUGCGCUGCCGGAAUGUCAUUGAUAUUCAAGCUCUUGUUUGUAAUACUUUCCAAACUCCCACGCUUUAUACGCGAGCGCGUCAUGCCCGACAUGCUUAUUCCUCAUAUCGUGAAUAACGCUGAUAAAGUCCAACUUGACCGCCUGGCACAUGUGUACUUUGAACAUCCCGACCUAAGCAAAUUCGACAAUUUUGCCGCCGACUUCGGCUUUAUUCAGGCUGGAACAUCCCCAGAACGUAUAUACUAUCGCGGGUACGGCAAGGACCCGUACGUGUACGUCGCUAUACAGAGCAAAGACGGCAAACCCAGGUUCCGUGGGCCAGCAUUCGUCGCUCGCUCUGAAAAGGAGUUUCGAAAGGCUGCCAAGUUGCCUGGUGCUAUUGUGAGCAGCCUGGAUGAUGCACCAGGUGGCGGGGAAAUGAUACGUUUCACUCGUCCCGACGAUACCUUCUUCCACAUCGUCUAUGGUCAACAGGAGCAUACCAUUGAACCCCGAGAACCAACUGCUACCCAUGAGCAGCAGGGGCCAUUCAAUAAACCAUUCCAUAAAGAAAGAUUGGGAAAGUUCCAGAGAUAUCAUACGGGCCCAGCGCUUGUUCACAAGAUUGGUCACUUUGGCUAUGUUGUCCCUGAUUUUGACAACGAGCUUGAAUGGUAUACAAGCAAUUUCAACUUUGUUCCUUCAGAUGUUCUCUACCAUUGGGACUUCUCAAAUAUGGAUGUCAUGACCUUUAUGCACUUGGAUCUUGGCAAGGAGUAUUCGGAUCAUCAUGUUUUCUUCAUGCAGCGAGCGGAACCGCAUGUGAAGAAAACCUUUGUUCACCAUACAUCAUACGAAGUCGCGGAUUUCGACACACAAUUGAUUGGACACGAUUGGUUGGCAAAACAAGGUUGGAAGAGUAUUUGGGGCGUCGGCCGACAUGUGUUAGGGAGUCAGAUAUUCGAUUAUUGGGCGGACCCGAGCGGAUUCAAGAUUGAACAUUACGCAGACGGUGAUGUGGUGAAUGAAGAUACACCUACCCAGCGGGAUGUUGUGGGGCCGUUCUCAGUAUGGGGACCAGAGAUCCCGAAAGAUUUCGGAGACAAGGGAACGUGAGGCUUUUUAGAUAGACUAUUUGUGACACACUUUUACCUCUCAGUACGCAGGGACACUUGGAAGGAGGCUUUUCUCAAGUAUCAGAUUCCAAAUUCAACAGGUGAUACACAGUAUUUCGCAUUAUUUACGGCGUUCGUUUUUAAGAUAAUCAC